This is a messenger RNA of Triticum turgidum subsp. durum (durum wheat), 1482 nucleotides long. The record is from the annotation of a GenBank genome assembly. NCBI's taxonomy places the organism in Eukaryota, Viridiplantae, Streptophyta, Magnoliopsida, Poales, Poaceae.
AUGGGUUCUCGUCCUCGCUCCGGCCGUGGGGGAGCCGCGGCGGCGCUCUUCGUCCUGGCGGCGCUGGUGGUGGUCUCCUGGUCGGCGGCGGGGGUGGGCGCGAUAGGGGCCAACUGGGGCACGCAGGCGAGCCACCCGCUGCCGCCGGACACGGUGGUCAAGAUGCUAAAGGACAACGGCUUCCAGAAGGUGAAGCUGUUCGACGCCGAGGACGGCACCAUGAGCGCCCUCAGGAAGAGCGGCCUCGAGGUCAUGGUCGGCAUCCCCAACGAGCUGCUCACCACCAUGGCCAACAGCAUGAAGGCCGCCGACAAGUGGGUCGAGAAGAACGUCUCCAACUACCUCAACAAAGGCUGCAACGUCAGGUAUGUUGCGGUUGGUAACGAGCCUUUCCUGUCGACAUACAAUGGAAGCUUUCUGCUAACUACCUUUCCUGCCCUCAAGAACAUACAAAGUGCACUUGUGAAGGCUGGUUUGGGCAAUCAAAUCAAAGUAACUGUUCCUCAAAAUGCUGAUGUCUAUGAUACAGCAACGGGCAAGCCUUCUGACGGGGAUUUCCGCACAGAUAUUCAUGAUCGGAUACUCGAAAUUGUAAAAUUUCUGAGCGACACCGGUGGUGUUUUCACUGUCAACAUCUACCCUUUCAUCAGCCUCUACAUUGAUCCAAACUUCCCUGCUGAGUAUGCCUUCUUUGACGGGCGCUCACAGCCCGUUGUUGAUGGCUCUGCAACAUACACAAACAUGUUUGACGCAAACCACGACACGCUCAUCUGGGCCCUGAAGAAGAAUGGAUAUGGGAAUCUGCCGAUCGUUAUUGGGGAGAUAGGCUGGCCAACUGACGGUGACAUGAACGCAAAUGCUCAGCUCGCCCAGCGCUUCAACCAAGGCUUCAUGACGCAUAUCGCCACUGGGCAAGGGACCCCGAUGAGGCCUGGACCGAUCGACGCUUACUUAUUCAGUCUGAUCGAUGAGGAUGAUAAGAGCAUACAGCCAGGGAAUUUCGAGCGCCACUGGGGGAUCUACACAUACGAUGGCAUCCCAAAGUAUCAGCUGAACUUCGGUGUGCCAAAUUCACAGAUUAAAAGAGCAAGCGGCGUCAAGUACCUUGACAAGAAAUGGUGUGUGCUGAAGCCUACUGUCAGCCUCGACGACCCAAAGCUUCCAGACACGGUGAGCUACGCGUGCUCCAGGGCGGACUGCACCAGCCUUGGCUACAGGACUUCCUGCGGGAUGCUGGACACCCGGAGCAACAUCUCGUACGCCUACAACAGCUUCUACCAGAAGAACGACCAAGACGACGUGGCCUGCGGCUUCUCGGGCUACGCGACGACCACCGGCCAGGACCCCAGCACCGGGACAUGCAGGUUCGGGAUCAUGAUCGAGGUCGACUCGGCCUACUCGUGGAAGCCGCGGCUGGUCCGCAGCAACUACCUCCUGGUGCUUCUCCUUGCACUUGUUCACCUCUGUGUGUCAUCCUCAUAG